Molecule: messenger RNA, 945 nt
Organism: Lodderomyces theae
Lineage: Eukaryota; Fungi; Ascomycota; Pichiomycetes; Serinales; Debaryomycetaceae
Product: retromer subunit
Exons: 1
Coding region: 1-945 (314 amino acids)
Biological process (GO): intracellular protein transport; retrograde transport, endosome to Golgi
Cellular component (GO): endosome; retromer complex
Source: RefSeq, a predicted model, not a curated record
AUGCUAACUCUUGCAAUCGGUGACCUAUUCAUUCCAGAAAGAUCGAUAGAUAUACCGCAAAAAUUCAAAAAGCUAUUGGCGCCCAACCCUCAAAGCAAGCCCUCGAAUAGUAAAGUCAACCGUGUUGUAUGUUUAGGAAACAUUAUAAAUUCAACGUCGACACUACAGUUUUUAAACAACAUCUCGCCAAACUUUGAAAUAGUAAAAGGUGAAUACGAUGAUGCAGGAUUGGUAUCACAACAAUUGCAGUUGAUAGCGGGGUCUGAGUUAAAAACAGCAUCCGCAAAUUCCGCCAUUAAAGUUCCCAUGUACAGUCGAUUUGUACAUGACAAUCUAAAGAUUGGCUUCACCAGUGGCCAUCAAAUUGUUCCGCGAGGAGAUCCAUUAGCAUUGAGUGCAUUUGCAAGAGAGUUGGAUGUGGAUGUGUUGAUAUGGGGUGGAACACACCGAGUUGAAGCCUACACUUUGGAUGGUAAGUUCUUUGUCAAUCCUGGAAGUGCUACUGGCGCAUUCAACUUUGAUUGGCCCGAAUUUGAAGAAGAUGAUGAGGAAGAUGAUAAAGAAGAAGAAGAAGAAGAAGAAGAAGAAGAAGACGAAGAAGGCAGGGAUGGUACAGAGGGGAAGGGGAGAGAGGCAACCGAGGAAAAAACUACCAAGGACGGCAUGCAUAGCAAAAAUGUCGAUAACAAGGAGACUAAUGAGACGAACGAAACCAAGGGAUCCACGGGAAAUGAGGGCAAACAAGAACCUGAAAACGGAGACGAACUGAAGCAAGACGAUAGUGGCAAAGACUUUAAGAAUUCACUUGAUGACGCAACAGAGUUAAACACAAACAUACCUUCAUUCUGUAUCCUAGAUACAAAAGGGUCCACUUGCAUACUUUACAUUUACACAUAUUUCAACAACGAAGUCAAGGUAGAUAAAGUUACAUACAACAAAGAAUAA